Physella acuta is the source of this 1695-nucleotide messenger RNA. RefSeq lists its product as uncharacterized. The record is from RefSeq and is a predicted model, not a curated record. NCBI's taxonomy places the organism in Eukaryota, Metazoa, Mollusca, Gastropoda, Physidae.
GAAGAGAGGGAUAGUCCUCAAUUGCCAAAUUCCAUGUUGACACAAGUUCUCCAACUCGAACACGAGUUGCUAUGAGGAAAUAGCGCAGCGCGAAAAUGUGUUAGUGUGUUUUCAUUCAGUUUUGGUGCGAAACUAUUCCAGAAAUCAUGUUUAUAUGGAUACUACGGCCCGUGAUAUUCGUCACAUGUUUCACUUUUGUUACUUGUGCCUACAACAGCUUCUGUUUCGACUGCACCAACUACGCCUCUGACAAGUACUAUGACUUCUGCCCCAAGAAUGGCCCGGCCCAGAUUAAGAUGGCCUUCUAUGGCGCAUGUGACGGGCCAUGCUACUACAGGGGUGACGCCAAGAACGACAGCGUGAUUGUUCGAGGGUGCACCUCCACCCUAGGGACGCUACCGUCGCCCCUCCCACAAGAUGGCUGCUAUGACUGGAACGGGGCCAUCUUCUGUGUUUGCUGGACGCCUUUAUGUAACAUGGUCGGACUUCCGGACAAAUCAAGUGGGGUCUCUCUGGACGCUCACCUGUAUGGGCAGACCGUUACAGCAGAGCCUGGCAGUGUCCUGACCUGCUUCCAAUGCCUGAACUACAACGACAAGGGCGAGUAUUACCCACAAUGCCCCCUGGACGGGCGGGUAAACGUGCAGACUGUGUACAGCGGCAACUGUACCGGAGCCUGCUUCAUCCGGAACUUCAAAGACGACCCGAAAAAGGUGGCGCGCGGCUGCACGAGCAGUCAGUACGGCCUGCCCUACCCCCUGCCCAAAGACGGCUGCUACGACUACGACGGCAACGUCUGGUGUAUCUGUACAACCCCCGGCUGUAAUGGCGGCCCAGUGGGCCGAUCAAGUGGAAUUGAGUUCGACGCUCAUUUAGAAGAUAUCGUGGAAGACAUUGUAGAGGAAGACGGCAUCAACAAAUGCUACCAGUGCAUCAACUACGACAUGAAGGGCAACUACUACCGGCAGUGCCCCAAGUACACCCGAGUGAGAAACGCCUACUUUGGCCCCUGUAACGGCACCUGCUUCAUCAGGUCCUACGAUUACGAUGAGAAAUUGGUUGCUAGAGGGUGUUCGGACAACCAGUACGGUCUGCCCAACCCGCUGCCGCCAGAUGGUUGCUACAAAUGGUACUCGGAGGUGUGGUGUGUCUGUUCCAGCUCAAGGUGUAAUGGUGUUGGUCUAGGAACUCCAAAAAACAUUGAAUUCGACGCCCACAUAAAAAAAUCAGGAGGAGGUGAAAACGCAGCUUUAGAAAAGAAACCAGGGGCUUUAACUCUUGUUUUAAUCCUCAUGAUUAUGACAAGGGCGCAGUUCUUUACAGUAUAAUUUGAGCUUUCUUGUUUCCAAAAUUGAAGUUGCGUGAAUGACUAAUUGAUUAUGUUUUGAAAGUUUUACUAAUUUUUUACUUUGAUAAAAAUCAUGUCAAUUAUUUAUUACAUAAUUAGAUAGUGCUGUUAAUGUGUGUGUAUGUGUGUGUGCAGGUAUGUGUAUGUGUGUGAUGUUGGAAUCGUGUUUGUAAAAACGAACUCAUAGAGACGUAUAUUGAAAUGUUUUAAAGAACAUCGAAAUGCUUCAUGGAAUCAAAAUGCAUUAUGUGACGCAAUAUUGUAGGAUUGCUGUUUUAUAAUAUUGCUAGAUGUUGCAUUAAAAAAAUAACAUUGUACUAAAUAUGUGUGCGUAAUUUCUAAAGUGA